Molecule: messenger RNA, 681 nt
Organism: Cyphellophora attinorum
Lineage: Eukaryota; Fungi; Ascomycota; Eurotiomycetes; Chaetothyriales; Cyphellophoraceae
Product: GTP-binding protein rho2
Exons: 2
Coding region: 1-681 (226 amino acids)
Biological process (GO): small GTPase-mediated signal transduction
Molecular function (GO): GTPase activity; GTP binding
Source: RefSeq, a predicted model, not a curated record
AUGGCACAACAGGCACAACCACAAAAUGUCAUGCGAAGGUAUGCCCUCCUCUCCACCCUCCCAACAGCGACGCGCGGCCCGCCAAGUACAUCUUGUUCCGCCCAACUGAUAAAACUAGUAAUAAUCGGCGACGGCGCCUGCGGCAAGACCUCCCUCCUCUCCGUCUUCACCCUCGGCUACUUCCCCACCCACUACGUUCCCACCGUCUUCGAGAACUACGUCACCGACUGCCGCGUCGACGGCCGCUCCGUUCAGCUCGCCCUCUGGGACACCGCUGGUCAAGAAGACUACGAACGCCUCCGGCCCCUUGCAUACUCGAAAUCACACGUCAUCCUCAUCGGCUUCAGCGUUGAUUCGCCAGACAGCUUAGAAAACGUCCGGCAUAAAUGGAUCGAAGAGGCGAGGGAGCGAUGUCCGGAUGUGCCGAUCAUUUUGGUCGGGCUGAAGAAGGAUUUGAGGGAGGAUCCAAUGGCGAUUGAGGAGAUGCGGAAGAAGAGCUUGAAGUUUGUCACGGCGAGGGAGGGGACGGAGAUGGCGCAGAGUUGUGGCGCGAGGAAAUAUCUGGAGUGCUCGAGUUUGACGGGGGAGGGCGUGGAUGAUGUGUUUGAGGCCGCGACGAGAGCGGCGCUGUUGACAUUCAAUGAUCGGAAAUCUGGUGGUGGGUGCUGCGUUAUUCUGUGA